Coturnix japonica (Japanese quail) is the source of this 1751-nucleotide messenger RNA. It is a transcript of the gene MCPH1, whose product is annotated as microcephalin 1. The record is from RefSeq and is a predicted model, not a curated record. Gene Ontology annotation, biological process: mitotic cell cycle. NCBI's taxonomy places the organism in Eukaryota, Metazoa, Chordata, Aves, Galliformes, Phasianidae.
GCAGCACCGCGCAAGCGUUGCAGAGCCCGGCAGCAUCACGCAGGCGCCACGGAGCAGCGCGGCAGCAGUUUGAACGGUGCCGGGUGUCGGAGCCGCUGAUGGAGUCCGUGCUGAAAGGUGUUUGUGCAUUUGUAGAAGUUUGGUCAUCCAGCAGAACCGAAAAUUACUCAAAAACCUUUGAGCAGCAACUUCUUGAUAUGGGAGCAAAAGUUUCAAAAACUUUCAACAAGCGCGUGACACAUGUAGUCUUCAAAGAUGGACAUUCAGCUACAUGGAGAAAAGCACAGAAUGCUGGUGUAAAGAUUGUUUCUGUACUCUGGGUGGAGAAAUGUCGAGAAACUGGAAUACAUGUUGAUGAAUCUUUAUUUCCUGUAGUAUACAAUAAUGAAGGGUUACCACUAAAACACAAAUGUAUGCAGCCAACGGACUUUGUUGAGAAAACUCCAGAGAAUGAUAGAAAGCUGCAGAGAAGACUGAACCAGAUGGCUAAGGAAUUAGCUCAACAAAGGAUAGGAAUUAACACAGAAACUGAUAUACCGGUUUUACAGUUUGAAGAUGAUGGUUCACUUGUGUAUAGCCCUGUUUCUAAAUUAAGAGAUCAAUGCAGUGAAAUGGAGAGAAGAGUAAAUGAGAUGAAGGAGAAAAGAGAAAAUCUUUCUCCUACUGGAGAAAAGAAGAAAGACUGCUUAAACUCAAGUUUUGAUGACUAUUUUGGAACUGUUACAUCAAAGAGACAGAAAAAAGAGGUAGAAAACACCUGCAAUACUCAGACUUGUACUCACGUUUCUAUGAGUGCUUCAAUAACGAAUUCUCCCACAUGUGGCUGUGACCAGAGGAGCUUAAUCCAGAAACAACCUAGCAGAAAAAGCUUAGGUGAUGAAAAUCACGUGUCAGAGUAUGAUGUUACUUACGACUCUUGCAAAGUUUUUAAUGAACAAAAAAAUAAGCACAAUGGGAGGGUAAAAAAAACCAGAAGACUCCAAAAGCCAGCAAGAACACUAGUGAUGACAAGUAUGUCUUCUGAGAAACAAAGUAUGGUAAUUCAGGUGGUGAAUAAACUCGGAGACUUCUUGUUCUCAGACGAUGUAUGUGAAACAACAAGUCAUGUAGUUACAGGGAGUCCUCGUCGUACCUUGAAUGUUAUGCUGGGAAUUGUUCGUGGGUGCUGGAUUGUUUCUUAUGAGUGGAUUCUGUGUUCUUUGGAAUUUGGGCACUGGAUCUCAGAGGAACCAUAUGAACUUUCUUCCAACUUCCCAGCUGCUCCUAUCUGCAGGCUUCAGCGUCACCUCUCAACAGGAAACUACCAGCUGAAUCUGUUCUCAAACCAGCCUGUGAUGUUUGUAUCUCCCACCAGCCAGCCACCCUGCAAAAAGCUGGUGGAACUUAUAGAGCUGUCGGGGGGAAAAGUAUGUAAAGCCCUACGUCAGGCAAAAAUCUGCAUAGGAAAAUACUCGGGAAAGAAGUACCAGGAAAUAAAAUGUUUGUCAGAAAAGUGGAUUUUAGAUUCAAUCACUCAGCAUACAGUGUGUCCUAUGGAAAACUACAUUUUUCAGCUGUGAGCUAACUCAAGAGCUUCCAUAUGGCUGCACGGGAACAAGCCUGCUUUGGCCUCAACAACUAAGCUGUGAAUAAAAUUUCUAAGAGAAUGCGAAUUACAUAUUUAUAAAUAUAGUUACAUGUUUUUACAUUUUUAUUACUUAUGUAAAUGAUGAUAUUUGUUCCCUUUUAAUAAAGUUUUUUGAUAAAAAUCA